This is a messenger RNA of Liolophura sinensis, 4114 nucleotides long. Its product is annotated as deubiquitinase DESI2-like. Gene Ontology annotation, molecular function: deubiquitinase activity. The coding region runs from base 306 to 845 and encodes 179 amino acids. Lineage: Eukaryota; Metazoa; Mollusca; Polyplacophora; Chitonida; Chitonidae. Gene Ontology annotation, biological process: protein deubiquitination. The record is from RefSeq and is a predicted model, not a curated record. The transcript has 5 exons.
GGUACCUUAGCUGUGGUAGCUGUGUCAUUUGUACGUGUAGGUUUAAGAGAACUGAAACUGUGGGAACUGUCAAAUUCGGGUGGAUUUUGGAAAAAUUAGUGUCAUGGCUGGGUAAUAAUGGAACAACGGAAUGCGUUAGAAUGACUUACACGCGCAAGAAAUCGAGGAAAGGUGACAGAGAUACAGUGGAAUCCUUUUGUUGCCUUUAAAGGCGGAGGUGUAGCUCAUCUGGUUUUGAGUUGUUCGUCUGUCAAAACGGUGUUUGGAGGUUUUGUGCUCACUUGGAUUUGUGAUCGCUGGGCACGAUGGCAAGAGAACCUGUUAUUGUUAAUGUGUACGAUAUGUACUGGAUAAAUGAAUACACAUCUGCCUUUGGAAUUGGAGUUUUUCACUCUGGUGUAGAGGUGUAUGGGGUUGAGUAUGCCUAUGGAGGCCACCCUUUCCCAGUGAGUGGUGUGUUUGAGAUAGUGCCAAAAGAUGCUGAAGAUUUAGGGGACCAGUUUAAGUACAAAGAGACGAUAAAGCUGGGUACGACAGACUUUGCCCCGGAUGAAGUGAAGAAGAUUGUUGAUCAGAUGGGCAAGGAGUACAAGGGAGACCAGUACCACUUACUGAACAAGAACUGUAACCAUUUCACCUCCAGUCUCAUUCAGACAUUAUGUGGGAAGGAGUUACCUAGCUGGGUAAAUCGCCUGGCCUAUGUCAGCUCUUGUAUACCAUUCCUCGAGAAGGCCUUACCGAAGGAAUGGCUGACACCUGUAGCCCUCCAAGCUGUCAUCCAUGACCCCAGUAUAGACUCUGACGAUGAUCACCGCCCCCCUCACCUUCAUAACACUCAUCACUGACCACUCCGUCACACCUGUAGUCCCUCUAUCCAGACCACACUCAGAGACUGUGGGCAUGGCUACAGGACCAAGUUGAAACAAAAAGGCAGCUGGGAACAUUGGACAGCACGAUGUUUAGGAAUCAGGUUGUCCGGCAUAAGGUUUGCAUUUUAAACCAGCAAUAAUGUCUGAGGAUGGCUCAUUUUAUGAUGAUGAUGGUGAUUGUCAGUGAUCUUUAUAUUUUAUCAGAUCUUUAGGGUUAGUUUUAAUGUUGAAACUACGCGUGUACACAGUGUAGUGUUAACUGCUGUCUUUAUGAGCCUGAUGCAAAUUUACAAAGAACAUCAGUAUAAGGGAUAAUUCUGUCUCUUGGCCUAGCUAUCUUUAUUAUGAGUGGAAUCAUAGUGUCGGUAUAGUUUCAUCUAUUUAUCAUUAUCAAGAUUAUCUCUGGAUGUAUGAAAGUGUCCACUCGUAGAAUCGAUAAAAGCACUCUGGCAGAAGUAAAUCCUGAAACUUUGCUAAAAUAAUAUUUAAUUAUCAGUAUUGACAAAAAAAGACAAAAACAGAAGAAAAAAAAAGAAAGAACAACAAAAGAAGCAUAAAUAAUUAUACAGCUCAAUAUUUCUGUAAACAUGAUCAAAAAUUGGAAAACUGCUUACCAGUAUACUUUAUACAUUGUAACUUCUAAACUAAUCUGAUAAUACAGAGCUUUUCAUGAAUAAUUUCAAGAAUGAUUUCUUGUGACCCACUGGCUUAUCCCAAAUAAAAACUACUUGUAUCAGUUUAAAAGGGAAAAUACUGGCAUCAAGCCAAGCUGGAUACGUGGAAAGUCAUGCAGAAAACUGACACAUGGAGCAAAUGCUGUGAACUAGAGCAAACUCUGGUUUCCUUUGUGUGGUGACUUACAAGCAGAGGGGAUUCAAAGAAUAGGGUACACAUACUCAAUUUCAGCCUCCUGUGUCACUUACAUUGCAUUAGGGCAGUAGGAAUGUUGUAACUGCUUCCAUACAUUUGGGUCACAAGAACUUUGGCCUCAUGAUCUUAAUAACAAAUAGAUGGGUUUACGAUCGCGCAUUUUUUUUGUAAAAAGAAAAGGUAUCAUCAGAACUAUUUUUUCAGGACCACCCUACAAUUAAUCAUUGUGUAUUGAGUGGAGUGUAGACUUUGUACAUACAUGUACUUAGCCUGUGAAACUUCGGUUUCAUUUAUGGAUCUUAUCAUGAUACAGAUGUAUAAUAAUUACACUAUGAUAUCAAAAACCAAAUACUGUGUGAAAACAUUCCAGCUUUAUGACAUAGUUUAAAUGGGUAGUUUCCUGUCAGUUUUGUAAUCUGGGCAUUGAACCAUUUAGUCAUUAGACCAGCUUAUUCCACAGUGCCAUUUUUGACUGAAGUAAAAAUUUAAGCCUUCUUUUUUAUGUAAUAGUUUAUGAUGUUAGAAAAAAAAUUGUUUUAAUAUAACCAGGUUUUAGGAUUCCCAUUUUAGACGCCAUGGUCGUUAAAAUCAUAUUUUGAAUUUUGACUGCAACCCUUCACAACUGACUUUAUGGAUUCAGCCUGACAACUCAGCCUAAGAGGUGCCCUUAAACUUCUCAUGGGUGCUGUUGAUAUUUGUCUAUAGUUCUAUGCAUGAAUGGGCAAAAGUGAAACCCGACUGAGCUUGUUCAUAUGCACCUACAUAUAUGUGUGCUUGGAGGGACUAACCAUUCCAACAUUGCAUAUGUGCAAGGAUAAACUUCCACUUCACCUAAUAGAGCCAAGUCUAUUUAUCCUUUUUAAGAAAUUUUGAGCAAAUAAAUCUCUCUCGUAAUUCUAGUGUGAUCAGUUUCAUAAUUACAAUAUUAAGUCUCUCAAUAGACAAACUCAGGGAAUCUAUGGCGUUUAUCGGGCAUACCUACUUACAAAGUCGAUGUUUGGUUUAUGGUCUUUCACAUAUAUGCAUGUAUUUAAAUAUAGUAAAAGUAUACAUGUACAGUGCCUGCCUGACCCUGUUUGUCACAUAUAAACAUACGGAUUGAAAUCGAUAAGCUUGGGGGGCAAUUUACAUAUGCUCACAAUCUUAUAUCCUUAUCAUAUACAUGUAGGCCUAAUGGUGCCAAUAUAUAAGCAGGCAUGAAAGUUAUUACUGUAACAGUAAUUUGAUUCUGGAAAAUUAAAAAGUGUAGUGGUAUGAAUGUAGAGGACCUUGCAGUAGAAUAAAAUAUUGCCAAUUUGGGUGAAAUUAUAAAACCACAUUAAUGGAGUGCAUAGGAGGCAUGUGAGGUAUAAAUUAUGACUGCAAGGCAUUGUAUAAAUUGACAUUCUGUAAAAUGUAUUAUUAAGCCAGUGAGGAUUGCCUGACAUUGUUUUCAAAGCAAUGGUAACGUGGAUAUUGUUAAUACUGGUUAAGCUACCACACUGUCUGCUGGACACUAUACAUGCCAUAUAACACAAUGCGAGACCCAUGAGACUAUAGGGAUGUUACACACAGGGAAGUUUCGAGUCCAAACUCUUAUCGUUAUAGGUAAAAACAGUCCAACUGAAUCAUGUGACUUGUGAAAAUGGUAGGAUACCUCUGUUGACGUUAAUUUACUGAUUAACUGUCACACUGUAAUCCAGAGGCAGGAUGAAUCUUCUUUCCUAUGGGAGGUUCUCAAGUUCACAGACAUUCAGUUCCUCAGCUUUCUCCAUUGGUGGUCUACUCUAAAUUACAUUUUGUGAAACUUUUUUAGAUGCCCAUCUUAUAGUAAAUGUGAUCAAAAAUAGUUGCUUAACAUUUUGGACAGGUCACAUGGUCUACAGUAGGGGGACUUUUCUACCUUUAGUGACAUGAGUCACAUGGUAAUUCCAAUUGGAUGUAUUACUGGAGAGUUUAUGCGCUGAUAACAGUGUGAUUAUUGUGUGCCAAAAUACUGAGCUCUACUCAGGGGACUGUUAAGCCUAAUUGUUAUCCUGUUUCAAGUUAAAAUUUAUUGGAAUUAAUGAAAAGUUAAGCAGCAAAUACAUGUACUGCUAUAUACAUCACGCGUCACAGCGAUGUCUAAAUGUGGAAACGGAAUGAACAAUCUUUGGCUUUUUCUGUAUAUAGCCACAAGUCGCAUUGUAUAAGUUAACAUUCUGAAAGCGUGGAAUCUUCUAAGCUCAUAUAUAUGUUAGCUAUAAACAUACUAAUGGCAUUAAUAACAUUUAUAAGCUGUAUGAAAAUAUUUACAAAACAUUUUCAAAGAGUUAUGAACUGAGCAAUGUCCAAAUAUCAUCUUCAUGUAGACCUACAUGCACUAGUGUGUAUACCUUUGUAUUGAUCUGCUUCAA